Ambispora leptoticha is the source of this 128-nucleotide messenger RNA. NCBI's taxonomy places the organism in Eukaryota, Fungi, Glomeromycota, Glomeromycetes, Archaeosporales, Ambisporaceae. The record is from the annotation of a GenBank genome assembly.
AAAAUCCUGAUAAACUACUAAGAGUAAUAAAGAAAAAACAAGUAGAAUUUGUAUUAAAGACCCUGCAUGAAGAUCCUGUCUCUGGACAUUUGGGCGAAAAUAUCACUAUUGAAAAAGCAAAAGCCUGA